Sorghum bicolor (sorghum) is the source of this 1312-nucleotide messenger RNA. RefSeq lists its product as uncharacterized. The transcript has 4 exons. Bases 16 to 702 code for a protein of 228 amino acids. The record is from RefSeq and is a predicted model, not a curated record. NCBI's taxonomy places the organism in Eukaryota, Viridiplantae, Streptophyta, Magnoliopsida, Poales, Poaceae.
UGUCGUCACGUCACGAUGGUGGUAGGAAGGUUGGGGAUAGGGACGGAUGUCUCUGGAAAUCACUCGGCUGUUCGGACCCCGCAGCGGCAGCUCUGUGGGCCGGAACGGCCCAUCUUGUUCUGCACCGCCUGCGGCCCACUAGGCUCGGUUUUAUGUUUUCUGAUACGGCCCAGGGCCUUUCUUUCCCUCUGUCUUUCGGCCGUUCGUUUCGACCGUUCAUUUGCUUCGGCGAGCGCCGGGGAGGGGAUAAUGGCAGCAGCGGUGAGCUCGGUCUCAGUUCUGCCCCUCGCGCCGCUGAGGCCGCUUCCGUUGAGGCGCGCAGCUAGGAAUGUGUUGGAGGGACGAGUGAGAAGGGCUUCGAGUCCCCUGCUCCUCGCGAGGCAUGAUGGGCUGCGGCGCGGGCGCCCGGCUGCGGCUGCUGCGGCCGUGGCCGGCGAAGCGGAGUUGCCCCUCGAAGAGGCGGAGGCCGCGAUGAGGGUGGCCGCGGACGACGACAGCAUCACGGCCACGGUGGUGUCCGUGCUGCUCACGGUUGCGUUCGUCGGCCUCUCCCUCCUCACCCUCGGGGUGAUCUACCUGGCGGUGCAGGACUUCUUGCAGAAGAGGGAAAAGGAGAAGUUUGAGAAGGAGGAGGCUGAGAGGCAGAAAGAGGAGGCGAGGAAGAAGAGGGCUAAGUCCAGGCAGAAGAGAAGAAAUUAUUGAUUUCGGGAUGAACUGCCACCCCCACCCCCCAAUGUUAUAUGUGCUGCGUAUGCUGACAAUGCUCCUCAGAUGCAUAUCAGUCUUCAACAUCUCCUUUUCUCAGGUUUUAUGUCAUUGUGAAAACUGGUUAGCUCCAUGCUUUUGUGCUCUGUUCAAAGUAGCCUGAUUUCUUCUCAUUUAUUCAAGUUGUGAGUAAAAUUUAUGUACUACAACAGAUGCUUCAUAAAUUCUACAUCGCAUCUGAAUCACAUAUCAGCAUCUUUGUGCUUCAAUCUGAAUCUAGCAUGAUUUCUUUUCACUGUGUUGAACACCAAGAGUUGUUGGUGUUGAAUUGCGUCAUAGACUUGGAAUUGCACAAGCCGUGGCUAGACCACAAGGGAUGGGGAGGAAGCUUCUCGUCAACUUUGUUCGCAGACAAGGAGUGAUUGUAUCAUGUCUGAUUGAGCAUGACAGCAUAUGAAGUUUCUUUGUUCGUUCUGUAGAUCUGAUCUAUCGCUGACGUGGACUCGAGCACGUGUCAAACUUUACCGACUUUUGGAAUCUGGCUAUUUUGUUCCUGUACAUGUAGACACAUGUGAAGGUCAAUUGGUUUGCGGUUUUUAAAAAUACA